GUACUUGAGCGAACGACGAAGUGUAUUGAAGCGACAGGACAAAAUAGAGGUGUGCCACCGUCUUCGCGGCAAAUUUUAAAUGUGACAUUAUACAUCGCCAAUCGAUCUCCACGUUCGGAUCCAUAAAAUGACAGCGAAGCUACAUCGCAUGCACACAUCGAUUACGAACGGGAGUCGAGCAACACGCAACCAAAUCUAGAAUAUUUAAAAAUAAACGAAUUCGACGAUCGCAGUUUGAAACCAUCAUGGGUGGACUCUUCGGGUUAGUGAUAACGUCUUGUCUAACAAUAGAACUUCUGGCGUCUCAAAAUACAGAACCAGCAUACAAGUUGGAUCCUAACGCUUGGUGGGGACCGGAAUGCACGAAAUACCACAAUGAUACCAGCAUACGACCCUUUGAAAUUGUUUUCCAUGAUAAGAUGAUAGCGGACCUCAGAUAUCGACUUAAUAAUCAUCGCAAACCCGUGCCACCGUUAGAAGGGAUCGGAUUUGAGUACGGCUUUAACUCUAAUAUCUUAGAUGGCUGGCUUCGAUUUUGGGCAGAAGAGUAUCCCUUUAAGGAAAGGGAAAUAUUCUUGAACAAAUAUCCCCAAUAUGUGACCAACAUACAGGGAUUGGACAUACAUUUUAUUAAGUACAGACAGAAGGCUUAUGCCCAUCAAGAAAUAGUUCCGUUAUUGAUUCUUCACGGCUGGCCAGGAUCUGUGAGGGAAUUCUACGAAACAAUACCACACUUGACAAGUGUAAAUAAAAGCAGAGAUUUUGCUGUCGAAGUAAUAGCUCCUACUCUACCAGGGUUUGGAUAUUCAGACGCUGCGGUCAGACCAGGGCUAGGUAUGCACGAAAUCGCUGUAGUCUUCAGUAACUUAAUGAAAAGGCUUGGCUAUAAGAAAUACUAUGUUCAAGGAGGCGACUGGGGUGCUUUUAUUGGUUCCUCAAUAGCAACUUCAUUUCCCAAUGAAGUCCUUGGCUAUCAUACCAACUUAGGGUUAUCGCUUACACAGAAAGCCUUGUCCUUAACCCUAUUUGGUUCUCUAUUUCCAUCGCCAGUAGUCGAUCCAGCAUUGGCUGAUCGAACGGAUCUAUUGUCAGGGCACAUAAGGGAUGCAAUGAUCACGGAGUUUGGAUACAUGCACAUACAAGCCACUAAGCCUGAUACUCUAGGAAUAGCAAUGACAGACUCACCAGGAGGUCUACUAGCAUACUUCCUCCAAUUAAUCUCAACUGGGACUCGAAGUUAUUUCUUGAACCUCGAAGACGGAGGCAUAGAUAAAUACUACACUCGAGAUCAGUUGUUGGAUAAUAUCAUGAUGUAUUGGGCGCCGAAAAGUAUAACCACCUCAUUUAGGAUCUAUGCUGAAUCUCUUAACCGGAGAACGCUGGCGUUGGGAAUUUCUGAAAUACCUACUCCAGUUCCAACAAUCACGAUUCACGCCAGCGAUGAAAUUGCCUACCAAUCGCCUUUGCUUCUCAGAACUAAGUUCACUAACUUAUUGUAUACUACAAACAUAGAUACCGGUGGUCAUUUUUUGGCCUUAGAAAUGCCGAUACUCUUUGCUAAUGAUGUUUUAAAUGCCAUCGCCGAAUUUAGGAACUGGCACGCAAAAGGAGGUCACGGUAAUGGAGAAUUACUUCCCAACAAUAAUGGAUAAUUAAGACCUCUUAAAAUUUAAUCCUCUCUAUUCCAUUAACGAAUGUUUCAUAAUAUAUUUUGGCACUUUAGAUUUUACUAAAAGUCUUAAAUCACUGGCUUCCUUAAUGUACCGCUAAAAGGUAUUUUGUGGCAUUUGAUACUUAUCUACGUAAUACGGUAAAAUGUUCAGCAACCACGUCAUAUCUGAUCCUCCCGAUCCACUAACGGUGCUUCUAGGUACCUCAAGCACCGGUCAUCGCUCUCGUCGAAUCCGUCGCUUGCGACGAAGGGCUCGACGAGUAAAUUAACUCUCAGACACAGCCCACUGAGUUUCUCGCCGGAUCUUCUCAGUGGGUCGCGUUUCCGAUCCGGUGGUAGAUUCUGCGAAGCACGGCUCGUGAUAGGGUUCAUGUUAGCAACGUCGUCAGGUUUGAGCCCCGUGAGCUCACCUACUAGUUAAGGUUACGCUGAUAUAGCCUCUCAAGGCUAUCAGCUUAGGUAGGAAAAAAAGAAAAAAAAAAUAAGCUCAGCAAACGGAACAAAUUUCAUAUCUCGUUUGAACCAAAAACACCGUGGAAACUAUUUAGAGGGCGCCCAGCGGACGAGUGCAGUCAAUUUCACGGCUUGCCAGGCUAAUCUCUGUGUUGAACUCAGCCGAAGGCGUUUUCGUACAGUUUCAAAACAUUGACAUAAGCAGUUUGAAUUUUUAGUACAGAAACAGUUAAGAUUUUUUGAUUCGACCCAGGUCUUAAUUUUGUUACUUGAAAAAGUCUCGGCAACUUCAUUUUCAUCUAUUAUCAUUAUCGUCGCAACACCUGCCAUUGAAACAAAGUUCGUCAGUACCAAAAUCAGCCUGUAACAUUUGUUUGCUGAGAAGAUUCUUGACAGCUAUUAGAGCCCUCCAACUUUGGAACAAACUCCCUUUCAAGGUAUUUCCUGAAUGACAUGUCCUUCUUCAAAAGAUUUCUGUUACAGAUUAAUUAGCUGCGCCAUUUCGUGGUAUAUGUUAGCUUUUAUAGCAAUAAAACCGACAGAACGUUCUAGUUUAAAAAUCGGUGGCGGUUAGACGCUACGAAAUUUAUGUGCUCCGGUAACACUAAAUGUAUCAUUAAGAGAAUUAAUAAAUAAUGUAAGCAAUGGAAAAUCAACAUCAUUACAAUAGAUUUACAGAAACAUGAUUAAGGACAUUUAAGAUGGAUCAUAGACUUCUCAAGUUGGUUUUUGAUUGCAAACUAAGGGUAUAAGGGUAUAGGGCAUAUACUCUGGGGAACGGAAGGGUAUAAGGGUAUAGGGCAUAUACUCUGGAGAACAGUCGCUGCUACCCAACCAAACCGUCACUUCAUGGUGAAUAUAAUAACUAAAGUAGUACUAUGGAUGAUUUACGUUUUUGGAAGUAAUUUACUGAACGUGCUAUUAUUUUACGUCCUAUUAUUAUACCAUCAGGUGGGCCGUAUGCUCGUCUGCCUACAAGGGCAAUUAAUAAAAAAAAUUAAUGUGUUCUAGUUUGAAGUAGACGUUUGCAAUGUUGCACAGUGAUUUAGUUUUUAGUAAGAUACACUAAUACUUUAUAUAUUUUUGAAUUAAGCUAUAUGAAUCAUUGUUAAAUUCAUGUAAUCUUUUCUGUUCUUAUUUAUAGUAACUAGUGGUCCCCCGGUAAUCGAAAUUCGACUAUAAUUAAUUGAAAUUAUAAGAUUGUACACUAAUAUGAUUCUAUUGUCAAAUACUAUUAUAGUUACUUCUAUAAUCACAGAUUUCGCCAAGACUACACUUCAGACAAAUGUUAAUAAAAAAUAAUAUUCAAUCUUUCUCAACUUAUUAAUAGACUUUAUCAAUAAACAAAAUCGUAUGGUAUAUGCGUGUGUGUGUCAAAUAUAAUAUAUGUUAUUAGUGUG
Molecule: messenger RNA, 3525 nt
Organism: Bombyx mori (domestic silkworm)
Lineage: Eukaryota; Metazoa; Arthropoda; Insecta; Lepidoptera; Bombycidae
Gene: Jheh-lp2
Product: juvenile hormone epoxide hydrolase-like protein 2
Exons: 8
Coding region: 246-1652 (468 amino acids)
Biological process (GO): epoxide metabolic process
Molecular function (GO): epoxide hydrolase activity
Source: RefSeq, a predicted model, not a curated record